Molecule: messenger RNA, 3239 nt
Organism: Diceros bicornis minor
Lineage: Eukaryota; Metazoa; Chordata; Mammalia; Perissodactyla; Rhinocerotidae
Gene: LTB4R2
Product: leukotriene B4 receptor 2
Exons: 2
Coding region: 1391-2689 (432 amino acids)
Biological process (GO): neuropeptide signaling pathway; inflammatory response
Cellular component (GO): membrane
Molecular function (GO): leukotriene B4 receptor activity; G protein-coupled peptide receptor activity
Source: RefSeq, a predicted model, not a curated record
CAGGAUCCUGUCUGGGACCUGGCCUUCUUGCUGUCCCGUUCUUUUCUCCUGGUCUAGGGGAGGGGCUGGCUCAGCGUUUCUCUGGCUUCAUUCUCCAGAACUACCUGCUUCAGCCACACUGGAUUAGUUACUUUCUCACCUUUCUCCUUUGGCCACUUAAUGGGCACGAAGGAGAUGUGAAUGGGGGGCAUCCUUUGAUGGCAUCAGGACUUCAGCUUUGGGUGCCCUGUGUCCCAUCUCUGGUGUCAGCUGCAGUUGUGAUGGACAGUUGCGUGGAAGCUCAAACUCGCGCUGACAGUGGACCCCUCACGUGAACGCAUGUCUCUGCUUUCCUGCCUAGGAGUCCUGUCUCGAGCUGCAGCAGCCUACUCGCCCCGUGAGGAGUACAGGCUGCAAGUGUGUAUGGGGGCAUCAAUGCCUCUAGGACAACCCUCAAACAAUGGGCGAGCCGGUGUAAGUGCCGCACGCUCUCUCUCUCUGGAAGGCAUUGUGUACUUCUCAGAGGUGUCUGAUACCUACUGAAGGGACUCAGGAGCACACCCUCACUGGCUCUCCUCUAACCUCUCUUCCCCUGCUCCUCACUCUUGCUUCCCGAGCUGACCUCCCAAAUACAGGAUCACCUGUACAGACAUCCUCAACUCAGGCUUUGCUUUGUAGGGAACCUAAACUGAGACAAUACUGGUGUCCUGGCUCCCAAGGAACCCCCAGUUCUGGCUGUUGACUGGGCAGGGGCCUUUCUUUCCCCUUCCUUCAACUUUAUCAAUCUACCAAGUCCUCCUGAAAUUUCUUCAUUUCCAGGCUUUGCCUGACUUCUCCACCCAGAGGCGGCUUCUUUCCAGUAUGUCUCUACCACUGCACUCUUUCCUUUCUCUUGUCCUCUAUCCUGGUGCAGCUCGGUAGUGUGGUCUCUUCAUGGUUGUGUGUUAUGAUUCCUCAACCAGCUUAUAAGCCCCUUACACCUUCAUGCGUCCCCCUCUUACCCCCAGAACUUAGCACCAUGCUUGACACUGAAAGUUGUCAUUGACAGCCUGGUGAGAGCCCUGAGGGAGGAAUGACUGGGGCAGGGCCCAAGGCAAGACCAGAGAGGGGUAGGUGGGAAGCUGAGGAAAAGGCUCAGCAGGGGCAGGAGUCCAGAAACAAGGGAGGGUAGAACAGCUUGGGGAGUGAGUGGUUUGGGUCACCUUCUCUGUGAGUGCAGGCCAGGGAGCCCAGAGAGCAUAAGGGACUGUGAGCAUAAGGUGGGGAGGGUGAUGAGUGCAGAGGCAGGACCCAGGGUCAGGAUUAUGCAGUGGCCCUCCGCACCUACACCACCGGGGAAGCGUGUCUGCACCCCUUCAGCUUAUCCUGUUUCCUGGAGAGGCGGGCUCUCACAGGCCUGAACGUGUUAGUGAUGGGAAGGAGUUGGAGGAGGGAGGGGCCCCAGCAAAGGCUGAGAGAAGCCCCACCUUGUCCCUGCCUCUUCUCACCCUCUGAACACCUGACAGGCACAGGACAGGCGUCCGCACCUCGCCCAACCACCUCGCUCACCGCUGCUUUGCUUUUCAGCUUCCCCAGGCCCCUGGCGGCCCCCAACCCUGCUAGCUCCCAGCUGGCCCCGUGUAGGUGCAGAAGGAUGUCAGUCUGCUACCGUCCCCCCGGGAACGAGACGCUGCUGAGCUGGAAGGCCUCGCGGGCCACAGGCUCGGCCUUCCUGCUGCUAGCUGCGCUGCUGGGGCUGCCCGGCAACGGCUUCGUGGUAUGGAGCUUGGCGGGCUGGCGGCCCGCACGGGGGCGACCGCUGGCGGCCACGCUCGUGCUGCACCUGGCGCUGGCCGACGGCUCGGUGCUGCUGCUCACGCCGCUCUUCGUGGCCUUCCUGACCCGGCAGGCCUGGCCGCUGGGCCAGGCGGGCUGCAAGGCCGUGUACUACGUGUGCGCGUUCAGCAUGUACGCCAGCGUCCUGCUCACCAGCCUGCUGAGUCUGCAGCGCUGCCUGGCCGUCACGCGCCCCUUCCUGGCGCCCCGGCUGCGCAGCCCGGCCCUGGCCCGCCGCCUACUGCUCGCCGUCUGGCUGGCUGCUCUGCUGCUCGCCGUGCCGGCCGCCGUCUACCGCCACCUCUGGGGGGACCGCGUGUGCCAGCUGUGCCACCCGUCGCCGGCCCACGCUGCCGCCCAUCUGAGCCUGGAGACCUUGACGGCCUUCGUGCUUCCCUUCGGGCUGGUGCUCAGCUGCUACAGCGUGACCCUGGCGCGGCUGCGGGGCGCCCGCUGGGGCGCCGGGCGGCACGGCACGCGGGUGGGCCGGCUGGUGAGCGCCAUCAUGCUCGCCUUUGGCUUGCUCUGGGCGCCCUACCACGCUGUCAACAUUCUGCAGGCGGCGGCUGCGCUGGCUCCGCCCGAAGGAGCUUUGGCGAGGCUCGGCGGCGCGGGCCAAGCGGCGCGAGCUGGGACGACGGCUUUGGCCUUCUUCAGCUCCAGCGUCAACCCGAUGCUCUACCUCUUCACCGCCGGGGAUCUGCUGCCCCGGGCAGGCCCCCGCUUCCUCACGCGGCUCUUUGAGGGCUCCGGAGAGACCCGAGGGGGCAGUCGCUCUAUGGAGGGGACUCUGGAGCUCCGAGCUACCCCUCGGCUCAAAGUGCUGGGGCAGGGCAGGGGCAAUGGAGACCCUGGGGGCGGGGAGGAAAAGGACAGUCAGGGAUGGAACCCUUGACACCAAACCCUACAACCGGGCCUGCUCUUUCCUGUCCCUUUCCAUCGCCCCCCAGAACUCAGGGAACCACUCAGGAGCAUUUGGGGAUGCUUCUCUGACCAUAGUUUGGAUCUGUCUGGGUAGAAUUAUUAUACACCUGGUGCAGGCCCAGGUUCCUCCAAACUGAGGGGUUGCCGGUGGUGAUGGUCCAUGUGAAUGAGUAUUGUGUACUUGCAGGCUGGCAUGUGCUCAUGUGCCAGAGCUGGUUACUUGUUGCCAACAGCCAUGGUGACAUAUGCUGGGCAGCCAUGACAUGAUGGCUUAAGCAUGCUCCCCCUGGUGGUGCAUCAUGACUGAGCUGUCGUGAAGCCACCUGGUUCCCUGCUGGGUCAGGCCGAGGCUGGGCAGUGCCAGCCUUCAGUGGCAUCUUGGCCUGUCCUCCCUAGCCCGGGUCGCCUGGUUCCCCCAGGCUAACCCAUAGAACCACUCUGAAAAUAAAGAGAGAAAGAGGAAGGGAAGGUAUGGGCGCUUGGAUGAGGGGUGAGGGUGAGAUCCAUUCUCUGGGGUCUGU